Messenger RNA from Syzygium oleosum, 1259 nucleotides. RefSeq names its product UPF0496 protein At4g34320-like. The transcript has 4 exons. Bases 105 to 1259 code for a protein of 384 amino acids. The record is from RefSeq and is a predicted model, not a curated record. NCBI's taxonomy places the organism in Eukaryota, Viridiplantae, Streptophyta, Magnoliopsida, Myrtales, Myrtaceae.
CACUGCUCGGCGGAGUUCACAUCUCGCCAUAAAUGCCCUCUUGCUGGAGGAGCUACAGAGUCUCCUUAAUAACUUUGAACUGCUAAAGCAAAAACCACAGGUCAAUGACAAACUCCAACACCAGAAGAAACCCUCCAGCGGUUCCCUCAUCAACAGGCGCCAAUUCAAUACCCAAAGUCCAGUACCCAAAGGAACUCAUCAGCUCGUACGGCGCAGCGUGCGAGUCCAACCCGGAUUUGCGAACCUUCGAUGCUAACCUCCAAGUGAGGACGAACCAAGUCCUCAGCACUCUUGCUUCCGGGGUUGAUGUCCAAGCUCUCUCACUGGAUUCUCUGAAAGAGAUAACGGAGUGCCUCUUGGAGAUGAACCAGGAAGUGGUCAAGGUCAUCUUGGAUAGCAAGAAAGACAUCUGGAGAAAUCAAGAGCUGUUCGAGCUUGUUGAGUGCUACUUCAAGGAUAGCUUGCACACCCUCGGUUUCUGUGCUGCCCUUGAGAAUUGCUUGAAGCCUGCGCUCGAUGCCCAUUUGCUGUUUAUCGCUUCGCUUCAUUGCUUCAAAGAAGAAGAUGGGGAGGGUUACUCAAAGAUCUUGGAGGAACUGACAAAAUUCAAGGAGACCAGAGACCCUUUCCCCAAAGAGUUCUUCGUGAUCUUUCAGACGAUUCACAAGCAACAGAAGUCCAUGGUCAAGAAGUUGCGGAUCAAGAAAAAUGAGAUUGAGAAGAAGCUCAAGACCAUACAGACGUGGAAGAAAAUCUCAACCAUGAUACUGGUUGCAAUUUUCGCAGCCAUUCUGAUCUGGUCGGUCAUGACUCCAGCUGUGGCUGCUACACCAGUCACUGCCGCCCUAGCGGCUGCAACCGCCAUUCCCAUGGAUGCCAUUGGCAAGUGGAUUGACUCCCUUUGGAAGAUUUAUGAAAAUGAACUGAAGGGAUGGGAGGAGGUGAUCACCUCAAUGCAAACCGGUACCUUUGUUGCUCUCAAGCUCCUUAACAAAAUCAGAAGCAUCGUUGACCCUUUGGAGGUACAGACCAAGAGGCUUUUGCAGAAAGCUGAUUUUCCGAUUGAGGAGGGAGCAGAAGCAGUAAAGCUCGGAAUAGCAGACAUCAAGAAAAAGCUGAGAGAUUUCGUGAAGGCGGUUGAAGGACUGGGAAAACAUGUCGACAUGUGCAACCACAAUAUCCAGAAAUCAAGGAUAGAGGUGCUUCAGAGGAUUAUAAAGCCCCCCACCAAUUGCAACGGUGCCCCUAUAUUGCUAUAG